Rubroshorea leprosula is the source of this 1327-nucleotide messenger RNA. NCBI's taxonomy places the organism in Eukaryota, Viridiplantae, Streptophyta, Magnoliopsida, Malvales, Dipterocarpaceae. The record is from the annotation of a GenBank genome assembly.
AGGCUUUGAAGGGAAUGAAUUGGAUGGUGGAUGGAAAGUCUUUCUUGCUUUGUCUUGUGGUGUAAUUUCUUUUAUCACUUAUGGCAUCAGUUACACCUAUUUUUGGUAUUUCAUUUUCUCCACACCCAUGCUUUCCAAUCUGCAAAGCUCUGGGCUUUGUAAUGUCAAAAUUUCUGGUUCCUGUCUAAUUUGAACACAUUUUGAAUGGAUCAGUCCAAUCCAUAGAAAUGCACCAGUUUCUAUUUCUGUUAUAUACAUGAUUAUUUGCUAACAACAUAAUCCUUAGGGUUAAUUGCUAUAAUUCUUUUUUCAAUACAUGUUGCAGUUGGUGAUUUGAACCACUUGAUCUCUGCAACCAUGAGUGGGGUUACCUGCUGCCUCAGGUUCCCUGGUCAACUCAAUUCUGACCUUCGGAAGCUUGCUGUAAACUUGAUUCCAUUCCCUCGUCUCCACUUUUUCAUGGUUGGGUUUGCUCCUCUGACCUCCCGUGGAUCCCAGCAGUACCGUGCCCUCACUGUCCCAGAACUAACCCAACAAAUGUGGGAUGCAAAGAAUAUGAUGUGUGCUGCAGACCCAAGGCAUGGUCGCUACCUCACUGCUUCAGCCAUGUUUAGGGGUAAGAUGAGCACCAAGGAAGUGGAUGAGCAAAUGAUCAAUGUCCAAAACAAGAACUCUUCCUACUUUGUGGAGUGGAUUCCUAACAAUGUUAAAUCUAGCGUCUGUGACAUUCCACCAAGAGGGCUCUCAAUGGUGUCCACUUUUAUUGGGAACUCAACCUCCAUCCAGGAAAUGUUCAGGAGAGUUAGUGAACAGUUCACUGCCAUGUUUAGGAGAAAAGCUUUCUUGCACUGGUAUACUGGUGAAGGUAUGGAUGAAAUGGAGUUCACAGAAGCUGAGAGCAACAUGAAUGAUCUUGUGUCUGAAUAUCAGCAAUACCAGGAUGCUACUGCUGAUGAGGAAGGAGAAUAUGAGGAGGAGGAGGAAGGAAUGGAGCACAUGUGAGGCAAGAUAGAACACAAAGGUACCAUGUUAUAUAUGAUAUCAUGCAUGUGUAUUUCUACCUGGUAUGUGAGUGAAAAACCUUUCUCUAAAAUUGUAUUUGUCCUCGAAGUGCAUCCAUAGAGCAAGGAGAAUCACAAUGUUCUCCCAGGAAAAUAGUAAAGAUGUGGAGAGAUAUUAUAAGUGGGAAUGUUUAGGUAUAUGUUUGAAAGCAGUUUUUGUUGUACUUGUAUGCUUGGUUUUGUACCCUUUUUACUUCUCAUACUGACAGUAUCCCGUAUUUUGAUCAAUGGUAAUGUGCCCUACAAAAUACAAUUUAAAAAUUUGG